Messenger RNA from Kockovaella imperatae, 1312 nucleotides. RefSeq names its product Alpha/Beta hydrolase protein. The record is from RefSeq and is a predicted model, not a curated record. Gene Ontology annotation, molecular function: serine-type peptidase activity. Lineage: Eukaryota; Fungi; Basidiomycota; Tremellomycetes; Tremellales; Cuniculitremaceae. The transcript has 2 exons. The coding region runs from base 245 to 1264 and encodes 339 amino acids. Gene Ontology annotation, biological process: proteolysis.
GGCAGAUAACGGGGUAUUCUUCAGCGCCUCGCUCCUGCUGAUACAACGCACAAGCAGCGAGGGCGACCAUGAUUUAUUAUCAGUCCGGAUUGAGUUUCGCAGACCCGAGCAGACAGAGCCGAGGAUCCUUGAGAGGGGAAGAUUCAGGAAUAGCCCGGGUUCAAAAAGGUUUUGGACUGUGGAGAGAGAGAGAGAGGCCCUUCUCAACAGAUGUUGCCACUCAUCUCUAGCAUCUCAACGUACCAUGUCUGUCGAGAUCAGCGCUCCUCCUGCUCCUCCUCCUAAGCCAAUGCGAGAGGUCUACCGAUACCAUCGGACCAAGUCGGGUCACGACGUGUUUAUUGACAAGUAUGGAAAAUCCGGACCGGUCUUGAUAACGUUCCAUGGUGGUGGGAUCGUCCUUGGAUGCAGAGUGGAUGGUCAUGCCCCGGAGCACUGGACCAACAACUGGCCCGGUGUGACCAUUCGAGCCGAUUACCGUCUUCUCGUCCCUUCUUCUGGACUGGACAUUCUGGAAGACAUGAAGGCCCUGUUCGAGUUCCUCGUCACGCUCGACAUUGAGCACCAUCAGAUCUUCGUAGCUGGUUUCUCCGGAGGAGGAUACCCUACACGACUCGCAGCCAUCGUCGGAGCUGAAGAAGCAAAGAAGCCCAAUCCGCGUUUCAGGAUCAUCGGUGCCGUCUCAUAUUGCGGAAUGGGUGGAGAUGUCCUGGACGAUCACUGGGUCUUCUCACAAGAAGACCCCGAGAAGCAACUGGGGGAUGACCGAACGAGAUCGGAGCAAGCUACUCAAGCUUGGCAAGACGGAGGAGAGGAAUGCUCGAGUUCAGGUUGGGAAGUAGAAUACCAAGGUUUACCGGUUCGAACGCAUAUUUGGAGGACGUUCCACCUCAACGGAUCGAUCAACGAUUCAUAUUCCGGAAUUCAGGGUCUCAGCGAUAAGCUCAGGGAGCUGCCCCAUGAACAACGUCUCGCCGCGAUCCCUAAAGAAGCCCUAACUGCUUAUCCUCAGGCAUACUUUGCGGAGGACCCUUCUCAUCUCCCCCCUUUCCUCCUUAUCCACGGAGACCAGGACAACGUCGUUCCGUUUGGGGAAUCUCAGAACACGUACGAUACGUUGAAAAGGGCCGGUCACCCAGUCGAGUUGUGGCCCUUGAAGGGCGCAAAUCACGGCUUGUUUGAGGAACAACCCGUCAUUGAUGGUGUUCUCGAGCAUGACCGCAAGUCUUUGGCGUGGAUGCUGGCCAUUGUCAAGCAGACUUAGCAACAAUCUUUGUAAGGCACAAUCACAGUGUAUGCACAUAUUUCAGGU